AUGGGCCUUCUUGCGGCCUUUCUCGACAGGUUCUGUGAGCAUUGCUCAACACAGUCUCUAUGGGUUCUCACUUUGACUGCAGUUCUGUCUGUAAUCGCUGUGUCUGUUGUGCUGAACGUCAUCCAACAGUUGGUGCUUAAAAACCCGAAUGAGCCCCCUGUGGUUUUCCACUGGUUCCCGUUUAUUGGAAGCACCAUCAGUUAUGGGAUUGACCCCUACAAGUUCUUUUUCGACUGUCGCGAAAAGUACGGCGAUAUCUUCACCUUCAUCCUCCUCGGCAAGAAAACCACCGUCUAUCUAGGCACCAAGGGCAAUGAUUUCAUUCUCAACGGCAAGCUGAAGGAUGUCUGUGCUGAAGAGGUCUAUUCCCCCCUCACUACGCCUGUCUUUGGAAAGGAUGUUGUCUACGACUGCCCCAACGCAAAGCUUAUGGAACAGAAAAAGUUUGUCAAGUUCGGCCUGACGUCGGAAGCGCUCCGCUCCUAUGUUCGCCUGAUCACCGCAGAAGUCGACGAAUUUGUCAAAAGCGCGCCUACUUUCCAGAAUAACAAAGGAAGCUUCGAUGUGGGCAGUACCAUCGCCGAGAUCACGAUCUACACUGCGUCCCAUUCGCUCCAGGGCAAGGAAGUCCGCGACAAGUUUGAUUCCACCUUCGCUGAACUGUACCAUGACCUUGAUAUGGGCUUCGCGCCGAUCAACUUUAUGCUGCCUUGGGCCCCUCUGCCUCAUAACCGCAAGCGCGAUGCGGCUCACAAAAAGAUGACCGAAACCUACAUGGACAUCGUCAAGAAGCGUCGUGAGGCAGGCAACAAGAAGGACUCUGAGGAUAUGGUCUGGAAUCUCAUGUCAUCCGUGUACAAGAACGGCACUCCGGUUCCUGAUGAGGAAAUUGCCCACAUCAUGAUCGCACUGUUGAUGGCUGGUCAGCAUUCUUCUGCGUCUACUGCCGCGUGGAUUGUUCUCCGUCUUGCCUCCCAGCCAAAGAUCAUGGAGGAGCUGUAUGAAGAACAGCUUCAAGUACUUGGAUCCGAUCUGCCGCCGCUUACGUAUGAGAGCCUUCAAAAGCUUGACCUCCAUUCCAAAGUUAUCAAGGAAACUCUCCGUCUGCAUGCACCUAUUCAUUCGAUUAUUCGGGCUGUCAAAAACCCUAUGCCAGUUGAGGGCACCCGAUAUGUCAUCCCAACUUCUCACAACGUCCUCUCUUCCCCCGGAGUUACCGCCAGGUCCGCUGAUUAUUUUGUCAACCCCUUGGAAUGGGACCCUCACCGUUGGGAUGAAGAGGUUGUCCCCAGCAAUGAAGAUGAGGAGCAGAUCGACUACGGAUAUGGUUUGGUGACCAAAGGCACCAACAGCCCGUAUCUUCCAUUCGGAGCUGGACGCCACAGGUGUAUUGGUGAGCAAUUUGCUUACGUCCAGCUUGGUACUGUUCUUGCUGCGCUUGUGAGAUUGUUCAAGUUUCGCAACCCAAGCGGUGUGACAGACAUCCCUGACACCGACUAUUCAUCUUUGUUCUCGAAGCCCCGUGGCCAUUCCACUGUCCUGUAUGAGAAGCGCCAGUCCGAAAAAUCAUAA
Molecule: messenger RNA, 1572 nt
Organism: Penicilliopsis zonata CBS 506.65
Lineage: Eukaryota; Fungi; Ascomycota; Eurotiomycetes; Eurotiales; Aspergillaceae
Exons: 4
Coding region: 1-1572 (523 amino acids)
Biological process (GO): ergosterol biosynthetic process
Molecular function (GO): monooxygenase activity; iron ion binding; heme binding
Source: RefSeq, a predicted model, not a curated record